UUAUGGAUUGGAAAAAGGCUUUUACAAAAAAUAGAGUAGAGAUUGUGAAGGACUUAGCCAAUCCAAACGAUGUGGCUGACUGUCUUUUUAGCGAUAGAGCAUUUACAGAGGAAAUGAGAGAUGGAGUACAACAAGAACCUGAGAAAGAAAAGAAAAACAGAAUGAUACUUGAUACUCUUCAAAGUCGAGGUCAACGUAGUGUUAAAAGUCUUUACAAUGCUUUCCAAGAAACUGGGAAUGAUCAUUUGGCAGAUCUAAUACUCCCCUAUGCUCAGAUUAUUGAACAAAAAGAAAAUUUGAAUGAUCCCAAAGAAUGGCCACCAGAGAAAUCUGAACAAAAAGCCAUGGAGGAGCAUGGAGUUUUUAAAAUAAAAGACCUAAAAAGUCCUCUUUUGCAUGACUAUAAUAAAGAGGACGUCUAUAGAAUAUGCGGAGAAAAACGAGGAAAGGUCUUUAUUUUGAAUAAUACAUUUUCUAAUAAUGCUAAGUGGGAAAGACAAGGCUCAGACGUUGAUGUACAAAAUCUGACAGAUUUAUUUCAAGAGCUACAUUUCGAAGUCGUAACAAAGACUGAUACACCAGCAAAGGAAAUGUUCGAAUUUCUAAUUAAAGAAAGAAAUAAAAUAGAAAACUGGAAGGACAUUCAAUGCAUAGUUCUUAUCAUCAUGAGUCAUGGGUCAAGCGGCUACAUAUACGGAAACGACGGCAAUCCAAUUAAACUAACAGAUCUCAUCGACGUUUUUGAUUCAGAACAUUGCCUAGGUUUAGAUGACAAACCAAGAUUAGUAUUUGUGCAAGCUUGUCGAGGAGAAACCGAUCAGAAUAAAAUAGCAGAGCUUUGCGUGAAAGUGGAAAAUCAGAAAAUCCAGCCUAAAACUUGUGAUGAACGAGAUUCAGAAACGUUCCAUGAAGAAAAGCCAAUACAAAUAAAGCACCCUUCAGCAGACUUUUUCAUUGUGUAUGCAACACCAGAAGGAACAUCUGCCUUCAGGCAUAUUGAAAGUGGAUCCUGGUUUUUAAAUGCUGUUGUUUGGACGUUCAAAUACCAUGCCAAACGUGAAGAGCUGCAACAUCUUCUUAUAAGAGUAAACAGAUUAGUAGCAAAGGGAAAAGGUUCUGCUGAAUAUCCUCAGAAGUUGACUGUAUCGGAGGUUAAAUCAAAUCUGAGGAAGAAGUUUUAUUUUUUCCCCGGUGUUUAUGGAGACUCUCCGCAGAUUUUCAAGGAAUGAAUGAAAUGAACAAUGUAUUUGGCUGUUAAAAUAAACUGAUGAAAAUAU
Mytilus trossulus (common blue mussel) is the source of this 1277-nucleotide messenger RNA. Its product is annotated as caspase-3-like. Gene Ontology annotation, molecular function: cysteine-type endopeptidase activity. Bases 3 to 1229 code for a protein of 408 amino acids. The transcript has 8 exons. Gene Ontology annotation, biological process: proteolysis; regulation of apoptotic process. Lineage: Eukaryota; Metazoa; Mollusca; Bivalvia; Mytilida; Mytilidae. The record is from RefSeq and is a predicted model, not a curated record.